GUUGACGGUUGGAAGGUUUCGCGUAAGGGUCGGACUCCCAGAUACAAAUGAGAUUGGUAAGUGCGGGUGCUUGUUCACUAAUUUGCCUACCUAUUGAUAUGCGUUCGGAAGCUUGAAUAUGAAAGGUGACAUGUUUCAUGACUUCACGUCGCUGCAUUAUGUUCCAACAAACAUACGCAAAGUCAGGGUCACUUUGAAAGGGAGAGUCAUCUUGCAAUAUCAAGUUGCAAAACUGGCGCUCAAAAGAUAUAGCUUGGUCAAGACGUCGAUCGGGAUGAUGAAAAACACGGCAGGAUCGUGGUCAGCAAGUAGGUGGG
Molecule: messenger RNA, 317 nt
Organism: Serpula lacrymans var. lacrymans S7.9
Lineage: Eukaryota; Fungi; Basidiomycota; Agaricomycetes; Boletales; Serpulaceae
Exons: 2
Source: RefSeq, a predicted model, not a curated record